Saitoella complicata NRRL Y-17804 is the source of this 984-nucleotide messenger RNA. RefSeq lists its product as uncharacterized. Bases 145 to 525 code for a protein of 126 amino acids. The record is from RefSeq and is a predicted model, not a curated record. The transcript has a single exon. Lineage: Eukaryota; Fungi; Ascomycota; Saitoellomycetes; Saitoellales; Saitoellaceae.
CAGGACAAUAGUUCCCAUACGUGCGCCUGAACCACCUCGUAGACUGCUAGGAGGGACACCCGUGCUCGGUAGUGCAGAACUCGCGAAUGAGUCCUGCCUCAUUGCUUUCUUCCCCUUUUGCGCGAUCCCCGUCAAACUCGGUACAUGCCCCAACCUCGAUCCUCCAUCCUUCCCAUGAUGUCCAUGUCCGUCCUUCCCUUGCCCGUGUCCAUGCCCCAAGAGGUUAAGAUGCGUAUGAGAACGCGUAGGCGCAAUCGACUCCAUACUCGGCACCCGAUCCAACCCCACCAUCGAACCCCCUGCAAUAUUCCCAUGCGCAUCGAGUGGAACAUGUCCCGCACCUCCACUCCCCGCCUGCAAAGAAGAACUCCCAACGCCAUGUUCUCUGACCUUCCUCUUCAACUUCCCGAAGAAUCCUUUGUGUUUCCGAUCGGACGAAUGCGCACUACUCGGGCGGCUCUCUACCGCGGCUUCCCUGAUGGGGGCUUUCCCGCUUCGUCGGAAGUCCUCGAAAUCCUGGUAUAAGAAUGGGACGACGUCGGCGGAGGGGUUAUGGUCUGGUUUGAGGACGGGAGGGGCGUAUGAGAGGGGACGGUUAUUCGGCGCAGAAGUCGCACCGGCGACGUUGGUGGAGGAGCGCAUCGAGGGUGUUCGGGCACCGAGGAGGCGGGAUUGUGUGUGUGCCAUAGAGAGGUUCGGAACGAUACUGCCUGCCCUACGUGGUGGUCCGCUGGGUAGGAUCACUCCUGGUGACGCUGGUGGAAACAAACCAGAUGUAGACAUCGUACUCCCGCACGGCGUCGUCGCAGUCCCAGGCGAGAUGGGAGCGUUGAAGUAAUCCAGCGGAGAUCCACCGGCUGCUCCACCAGUUGCUACGCCACUAGAUGAGUCUCGACGAGAAGUAGGCGCGGUGCUGAGUUCGGAUGAAGUCAUGAGACUCAUUGGAUCACCGAAAUCGUGGGUCGGUGUUGAUGGGACGGACAU